AUGGCCAGCCCGUCUCUGCCCAACCUGGUGCCUCUGGGCCCCGAGAGCCUGCGCCCCUUCACCCCCGAGUCGCUGGCGGCCAUAGAACGGCGGGCGGUGGAGGAGGAGGCCCGGCUGCUACGGAACAAGCAGAUGGAGAUCGAAGAGCCCGAGAGAAAGCCACGCAGUGACCUCGAGGCCGGCAAGAACCUGCCAAUGAUCUACGGGGACCCCCCACCCGAGGUCAUCGGGAUACCCCUGGAGGACCUGGACCCUUACUACAGUGACAAGAAGACCUUCAUAGUGCUGAACAAGAGCAAGGCCAUCUUCCGCUUCUCCGCCACGCCUGCACUCUACCUGCUGAGCCCAUUCAGCAUCAUCAGGCGAGGCGCCAUCAAGGUGCUCAUCCACGCGCUGUUCAGCAUGUUCAUCAUGAUCACCAUCUUGACGAACUGCGUGUUCAUGACCAUGAGUAACCCGCCUUCCUGGUCCAAGGAUGUGGAGUACACCUUCACGGGCAUCUACACCUUUGAGUCCCUCAUCAAGAUGCUGGCCCGAGGCUUCUGCAUCGACGACUUCACCUUCCUCAGGGACCCAUGGAACUGGCUGGACUUCAGCGUCAUCACAAUGGCAUACCUGACAGAGUUUGUGGAUUUGGGGAACAUAUCAGCCCUGAGAACCUUCCGGGUGCUUCGGGCCCUGAAAACCAUCACAGUCAUCCCAGGGCUGAAGACGAUCGUGGGGGCCUUGAUCCAGUCGGUGAAGAAGCUGUCAGACGUGAUGAUUCUCACUGUCUUCUGCUUGAGCGUCUUCGCACUGGUGGGGCUGCAGCUCUUCAUGGGGAACCUGCGGCAGAAAUGUGUGCGUUGGCCCCCGCCCUUCAACGACACCAACUCUACCUGGCUCAAUGACACCUGGUUCGACAUUGCUGGGCUGAACAAUGACACCUGGUUCAUCAACGACACCUGGAACAGCAAUGGCACCUGGUUUAGCAAUGACACCUGGGACAGCCAUGAGAGCUGGACCAGCAACUCCACCUUCGACUGGGACUCGUACAUCAACGAUGAAGGGAACUACUACUUUCUGGAGGGCUCCAAUGAUGCCUUACUCUGUGGGAACAGCAGUGACGCUGGGCGCUGCCCUGAGGGUUACGAAUGCAUAAAGGCCGGGCGGAACCCCAACUAUGGCUACACAAGCUAUGACACCUUCAGCUGGGCCUUCCUGGCCCUCUUCCGCCUCAUGACGCAGGACUAUUGGGAGAACCUCUUCCAACUGACCCUUCGAGCAGCCGGCAAGACCUACAUGGUCUUCUUUGUGGUCAUCAUUUUCCUGGGCUCCUUCUACCUCAUCAACCUGAUCUUGGCGGUAGUGGCCAUGGCAUACGCAGAGCAGAAUGAGGCCACGCUGGCUGAGGCCCAGGAGAAGGAGGAAGAGUUUCAGCAGAUGCUGGAGAAGUACAAGAAGCAUCAGGAGGAGAUGGAGAAGGCAAAGGCUGCCCAGGCUCUGGAAGGUGGAGAGGAGGAUGGGGACCCCACCCACAGCAAAGACUGCAAUGGCAGUGUGGACGCAGCCCCUGGUGAGCAGGGAGCCCCCAGGCAGAGCUGCAGCGCGGACAGCGGCAUCUCAGAUGCUAUGGAAGAACUGGAAGAGGCCCACCAGAAAUGCCCGCCGUGGUGGUACAAGUGCGCACAUAAAGUGCUCAUUUGGAACUGUUGCACUCCCUGGGUGAAAUUUAAGCACAUCAUCCACCUCAUUGUCAUGGACCCUUUCGUGGACCUGGGCAUCACCAUUUGCAUCGUGCUCAACACCCUCUUCAUGGCCAUGGAGCACUACCCCAUGACUGAGCAUUUUGACAACGUGCUCUACGUGGGCAACCUGGUCUUCACAGGCAUCUUCACAGCCGAGAUGGUGCUGAAGCUCAUAGCCAUGGACCCCUAUGAGUACUUCCAGCAGGGCUGGAAUAUCUUUGACAGCUUCAUCGUCACCCUCAGCCUGGUGGAGCUAGGCCUGUCCAAUGUGCAAGGCUUGUCCGUGCUUCGCUCUUUCCGCCUGCUUCGGGUCUUCAAGCUAGCCAAGUCCUGGCCGACCCUGAACAUGCUCAUCAAGAUCAUCGGCAACUCGGUGGGGGCGCUGGGAAACCUCACCCUGGUGCUGGCCAUCAUCGUGUUCAUCUUCGCCGUGGUGGGCAUGCAGCUGUUCGGCAAGAGCUACAAGGAGUGCGUGUGCAAGAUUGCCUCCGACUGCCAACUGCCCCGAUGGCACAUGCAUGACUUCUUCCACUCCUUCCUUAUUGUCUUCCGCAUCCUAUGCGGCGAAUGGAUCGAGACCAUGUGGGACUGCAUGGAGGUGGCCGGCCAGCCUAUGUGCCUCACCGUCUUCCUCAUGGUCAUGGUUAUUGGCAACCUGGUGGUCCUGAACCUAUUCCUGGCCCUGCUGCUCAGUUCCUUCAGCGCUGACAGCCUGGCGGCCUCGGACGAGGACGGGGAGAUGAACAACCUACAGAUUGCCAUCGGCCGCAUCAAAUGGGGCAUCGCUUUUGCCAAGGCCUUCUUGCUGGGGUUGCUGCACGGUCAGGUCCUGAACCCCAAAGACAUCAUGCAGAGCCUCGGGAAGCCCGGAGAAGCUGAGGAUGCUGGUGAGGGUGCAGCCGAGGAGGAGGAGAAGAAGGAGCCACUGCCGGAGGAUGGUGAGCAGGAUGUGAAAAAGGACAACCACAUCCUGAACCACGUGGACAGCGCGCCCCCCAGCAUCGAGCUGGACCACCUCAACUUCAUCAACGACCCCUACCUGACCAUCCACGUGCCCAUCGCCUCUGAGGAGUCCGACCUGGAGAUGCCCACCGAGGAGGAGACGGACACGUUCUCAGAGGCCGAGGAAAUCAAGAAACCACCACAGCCCCCCUGCGAUGGGGCCUCCUCCGUCUGCAGCACGGCUGACUACAAGCCCCCUGAGGAGGACCCUGUGGAGCAGGCCCAGGAGAGCCCCGAGGAAGAGCCUGAGGAGUGUUUCACUGAGGCCUGUGUGCAGCGCUGGCCGUGCCUGGCCUUGGACACCUCCCAGGGCCGCGGGAAGCAGUGGUGGACGCUCCGCAGGGCCUGCUUCAGGAUCGUCGAGCACAACUGGUUCGAGACCUUCAUUGUCUUCAUGAUCCUGCUCAGCAGCGGGGCCUUGGCCUUCGAGGACAUCUACAUCGAGCGGCGGCGCAUGAUCCGCACCAUCCUGGAGUACGCAGACAAGGUCUUUACCUACAUCUUCAUCAUUGAGAUGCUUCUCAAAUGGGUGGCCUAUGGCUUCAAGGUUUACUUCACCAACGCUUGGUGCUGGCUCGACUUCCUCAUCGUCGACGUCUCCAUCAUCAGCUUGGUGGCCAACUGGCUGGGCUACUCAGAACUGGGACCCAUCAAAUCCCUGCGGACACUGAGGGCACUGCGGCCCCUCAGGGCACUGUCCCGAUUCGAGGGCAUGAGGGUGGUGGUGAAUGCCCUCCUGGGCGCCAUCCCCUCCAUCAUGAAUGUGCUGCUCGUCUGCCUCAUCUUCUGGCUCAUCUUCAGUAUCAUGGGCGUCAACCUGUUCGCCGGCAAGUUCUACUACUGCAUCAACACCACCACGUCCGAGAGGUUCGACAUCUCCGAGGUCAACAACAAGUCCCAGUGUGAGAGCCUCAUGUACACGGGUCAGGUCCGCUGGCUCAAUGUCAAGGUUAAUUAUGACAACGUGGGCCUGGGCUACCUCUCGCUCCUGCAGGUGGCCACGUUCAAGGGCUGGAUGGACAUCAUGUAUGCGGCCGUGGAUUCCCGGGAGCAAGAGGAGCAACCAAAGUAUGAGGAGAGCCUUUACAUGUACCUUUACUUCGUCAUCUUCAUCAUCUUUGGCUCCUUCUUCACCCUCAACCUCUUCAUCGGUGUUAUCAUUGACAACUUCAACCAGCAAAAGAAGAAGUUUGGAGGGAAAGACAUCUUCAUGACUGAGGAGCAGAAGAAAUACUACAACGCCAUGAAGAAGCUUGGUUCCAAGAAGCCACAGAAGCCUAUACCCCGGCCCCAGAACAAGAUCCAGGGCAUGGUGUACGACUUCGUCACCAAGCAGGUGUUUGACAUCAGCAUCAUGAUUCUCAUUUGCCUCAACAUGGUUACCAUGAUGGUGGAGACGGAUGAUCAGAGCCAGCUCAAGAUAGACAUCCUAUACUACAUCAACCUGGUCUUCAUCAUCAUCUUCACGGGUGAGUGCGUGCUCAAGAUGUUUGCGCUGCGCCACUACUACUUUACCAUCGGCUGGAACAUCUUUGACUUCGUGGUGGUCAUCUUGUCCAUUGCAGGUCUCGGGCUCUCCAACCUAAUCCAGCAAUACUUCGUGUCACCCACCCUGUUUCGUGUGAUCCGUUUGGCACGUAUUGGCCGAGUCCUAAGGCUGAUCCGCGGGGCCAAGGGCAUCCGCACACUGCUCUUCGCCCUCAUGAUGUCCCUGCCUGCGCUCUUCAACAUCGGCCUCCUCCUCUUCCUUGUCAUGUUCAUCUACUCCAUCUUUGGCAUGUCCAACUUCGCCUACGUCAAGAAGGAGUCGGGCAUUGACGACAUGUUCAACUUUGAGACCUUCGGCAACAGCAUCAUCUGCCUCUUCGAGAUCACCACGUCAGCUGGCUGGGAUGGGCUCCUGAACCCCAUCCUCAACAGCGGGCCACCCGACUGUGACCCCACGCUGGAGAACCCGGGCACCGGCGUGCGGGGGGACUGUGGCAACCCAUCCAUUGGCAUCUGCUUCUUCUGCAGUUACAUCAUUAUCUCCUUCCUCAUCGUGGUCAACAUGUAUAUCGCCAUCAUCCUGGAGAACUUCAACGUGGCCACGGAGGAGAGCACGGAGCCCCUGUGCGAGGACGACUUUGAGAUGUUCUAUGAGACGUGGGAGAAAUUCGACCCUGAUGCCACGCAGUUCAUCGCCUACAGCUGCCUCUCAGACUUCGUGGACACGCUGCAGGAGCCACUGCGCAUCGCCAAGCCCAACAAGAUCAAGCUCAUCACGUUGGACCUGCCCAUGGUGCCAGGGGACAAGAUCCACUGCCUGGACAUCCUUUUUGCCCUGACCAAGGAGGUCCUGGGUGACUCAGGCGAGAUGGAUGCCCUCAAGCAGACCAUGGAGGAGAAGUUUAUGGCCGCCAACCCCUCCAAGGUCUCCUACGAGCCCAUCACCACCACCCUCAAGAGGAAGCAGGAGGAGGUGUGUGCCAUCCGCAUCCAGAGGGCCUACCGUCGCCAUCUGCUCCGGCGCUCCGUCAAGCAGGCCUCCUAUCUGUCACGCCACAGUCUGGAUGGCAGUGGGGCCCCUGAGCAAGAGGGUCUCAUCGCUGAGUCCAUGAACAAGAUGUACGGCCCGGAGAAUGCCAGUAGCACUGCGCAGAGCCCGGUGGAGGAUGGAGGCACCGCUGAGGACACUGGGCCUGCCCCCAGCCCUGCAGAAACCACCGUCCCUCCUGCUGCACCCCCAGCACAGACAGUGCGGCCCGGUGUCAUGGAGUCUCUGGUGUAG
Molecule: messenger RNA, 5499 nt
Organism: Suncus etruscus (white-toothed pygmy shrew)
Lineage: Eukaryota; Metazoa; Chordata; Mammalia; Eulipotyphla; Soricidae
Gene: SCN4A
Product: sodium voltage-gated channel alpha subunit 4
Exons: 24
Coding region: 1-5499 (1832 amino acids)
Biological process (GO): sodium ion transmembrane transport; membrane depolarization during action potential; neuronal action potential
Cellular component (GO): plasma membrane; axon; voltage-gated sodium channel complex
Molecular function (GO): protein binding; voltage-gated sodium channel activity
Source: RefSeq, a predicted model, not a curated record